Molecule: messenger RNA, 330 nt
Organism: Clunio marinus
Lineage: Eukaryota; Metazoa; Arthropoda; Insecta; Diptera; Chironomidae
Source: the annotation of a GenBank genome assembly
AUGAGCUUAGGAAUGAUUAAUCAUAGUCUUGUGAAAUGUUCAGGUUUUUCAGCCAUAAACAAGACAUUUGCAAAAGGCUUACCACAAUUUUUCACAACAAAACAAAUUGCUGCAAAAACAGAAAAUGUCAAUCAAUUCACAACACUAAUGGCAAAGUUCAGGAACGUUGAAAGCAAUCUGACUAACAGAAAUCAUACAAUUAAGUACAAUCAACGUCGUUUAAAUGGAUGUGAAAAGAGCUUAAGAAACUGCAAACCUAAUAGAAUUGUCCGGAUAUUGUGGGACACCAAAAUGUGCUUAGACAAUGAAAUGCCAGCAAAUCCCUAUUGA